Molecule: messenger RNA, 1976 nt
Organism: Polyodon spathula (Mississippi paddlefish)
Lineage: Eukaryota; Metazoa; Chordata; Actinopteri; Acipenseriformes; Polyodontidae
Product: solute carrier family 2, facilitated glucose transporter member 5-like
Exons: 12
Coding region: 114-1682 (522 amino acids)
Biological process (GO): monosaccharide transmembrane transport
Cellular component (GO): membrane
Molecular function (GO): hexose transmembrane transporter activity
Source: RefSeq, a predicted model, not a curated record
UGGGAGUCAAGUAUAAAGUUUUAUUCAUUGGGUUUUUUUUUUUCUUUCUUCUUUUUAGUUCAGUACUCGUCUUCCCUUUUCUCUUUCUGGACUUUAAACGACUUGUUUUGUAAAUGGCAGAAGAAAUAAUAAUAAUUUCCCAUGGGAAAAUGAGAGGGCACCUCACUUUGUCACUCAUCACAGUGGCACUGCUCACCUCAUUCGGCUCCUCCAUGCUGUAUGGCUACAACCUAGCAGUGGUCAACUCCCCUACGGAGCAUAUUAAAGAGUUCUACAACAGAACGUGGCUGAGUCGCAACCACACGGAGCUGAGCGAGGAGACCCUCACACUCCUGUACUCGUUUACAGUGUCAGUGUUUGCCAUCGGGGGGCUGCUCGGGUCCCUGCUGGUGGGCAUGCUUGUGACAAAGUUCGGGAGAAAAGGGACGUUGGUGUACUGCACAGUGCUGGUCUUCAUUGCGGGGGGUCUGAUGGGCUUCAGCCGGAUCUGCCACUCCCCGGAGAUGGUCAUUAUUGGGAGGUUCGUUACGGGGAUCCAUUCAGGGAUCUGCCUGAGUGUGGUACCAAUGUACCUGGGAGAAAUCGCUCCUAAGAACCUGAGGGGCUUCCUUGCUCUGGUGCCGAGUAUCUUCAUCUGUCUGGGAGUGUUUUUAGCACAAGUCCUAGGGCUGGAAGAGUUGCUCGGAAAGGAGGCUUACUGGCCCCUGUUCCUUUCUCUGGUGGUGGUGCCAACCUUCGUACAGCUCAUGCUGCUGCCCUGGUUUCCAGAGAGCCCACGAUACCUGCUCAUCGAGAAACAAAACAUCCACGCCACCAUCACUGCCCUAAAGUGGUACCGCUCCAAGUGUAACAUCCAGGUGGAGAUUGAGGAGAUGCAGGAGGAGCAGAGCUCUCUCUCCACGGUGGAGACAGUGUCAGUGUGGGGCCUCAUUAUGGACAAGUCUGUGCGCUGGCAGUUCCUCUCCGUCAUCAUCAUCAACAUGGGCAUGCAGCUGUCUGGCAUAGAUGCGAUCUGGUUUUAUACCAACGCCAUAUUUGCGAAUGCCGGGAUCCCCAAAUCCCAAAUCCAGUACACGACGGUGGGAACUGGAGCGAUUGAGGUCAUUUCAGGACUGAUAGGGUGUUUUACUAUUGAAAAGCUGGGCAGACGGCCAUUGAUGAUCGGUGGGUUCAGUGUUAUGGGAAUUGGCUGUGCAGGAAUUACACUUUCCUUAGUCUUACAGACCCACUUUGCCUUCAUGCGCUACAUUAGUAUUGCUUGUGUGGUGGCAAUUAUUGCUGGCUUCUGCAUAGGACCAGCUGGCAUCCCGUUUCUCAUGACAGCUGAGCUCUUCAAGCAGUCUCACAGGCCCGCGGCCUACACUGUGGGGGGAGCCCUGAACUGGAUGUCCAAUUUCACUGUGGGCUUCGUCUUUCCCUUCCUGCAGAUGUCAGCCGGGUCCUUCUGCUACCUGGUGUUUUGUGGGGUCUGCGUGCUUGUGGCAGUAUAUGUUCACUUUGUCAUCCCUGAGACUAAAAACAAAACCUUCAUGGAGAUCAGCCAGAUGUUUGCCACUAAAGAGCCCACCCUUUCAAAAAGCCCCUCAGGCAACCCCGACGAGCUCAAACUGAAGAAGUUCAGUGGCUACGGAACGCUGGAGAACAGCUGGGUGGAAUUGGACAGCUCUAGGUCCUACCCCUGAGAGUUUGGGUGACAAACAUGGAUAUAAUGUUCAUUUUUGUAGCUGCAAUAUAUAUUCUUACAGUAGCCUUAACUGAACCCCACUGUCUAAACUGACCUACAACCUGACCCAUGCCAUCAGAAUGAAAGAAAGCAAACUUCACUAUCAUAAGUCUGUGAUGAGUGAGUAAAAGAAAUUACAGCUGUCUCUGUUGUUAUUUAAAAAUGUCCUCAAAAUCAGUAAUAACCCCUUUUAAUAAAACACAGACUAGAGGAGGUGUGCUGGAAAUAAAACUAAAUAAGUUUUGAAGUGAAA